This is a messenger RNA of Aspergillus niger, 1200 nucleotides long. RefSeq lists its product as uncharacterized. The transcript has 4 exons. Lineage: Eukaryota; Fungi; Ascomycota; Eurotiomycetes; Eurotiales; Aspergillaceae. The record is from RefSeq and is a predicted model, not a curated record. Gene Ontology annotation, molecular function: chloride channel activity. Bases 1 to 1200 code for a protein of 399 amino acids.
AUGCGAUUGAAUUUCAGUCAACCCCCGACACCGGCGUUGAGUCGGCAGAACACCACCUUCCUCAACAAUGCGCAUCACUAUCGCGCAGGGACGCAUCCGCAUCUCCUGACGAGUCGCAGCAAGCCUCGAAGAUGGCCUUUGGUGUUCCGAUUCAUUAAAGGCGCUAUCCAUGCGGCCAUUCUGCUGCCCGUCUUCCUGCACGCCGCGUUCACAGCCUUUGUGGUCUAUCUCGAUGUCUAUGUAUUUGAUACGGUUGGACUACCGAGCAGUAUUAUCCCAUCCUUAUCUAUAGUCGUGGGUUUGAUGCUCGUUUUCCGCAACCAGACCUCCUACAACCGAUUCUGGGAUGGGCGGAAUGGAAUGAACACGAUCUAUACGUGCAUUCGAAAUUUAGUCAGGACUAUCGUCACCAAUGGCUACAGCACCGCGGGUCCUCCCACUGCCGCAGAGAAAGAGGACAUCGAGAGGACGAUACGUAUCCUCAUGUCAAUUCCCUUUGCAGUCAAGAAUCAUCUUCGCGCUGAAUGGGGAGCAGCCUGGGCUCUCGGAAAUGAUGUAGCUGAGAACGGUGUCGCAGCUUUCAACCCCGAUUAUGCAAGUCUCCUUCCAGCUGGACUGGUGGGCCACGAAGAUGAGGGGCUGGGAUUACCGUUUCAACUAACCUUCUUUGUGGAUGGAUUUAUCAAGAGGGGAGUGGAGCGCGGCUGGUUCAAUGCUCCUGGGGCAAGUCAAAUGCAGGCUCAGUUGAACUCUUUGAUGGAUGCCUAUGGAAAAAUGGAGACCAUCAAGCUGACCCCUAUUCCGGUUGCGCAUUUGAUUCACCAAAAGCAAGUUCUUGCUCUCUUUGGCUGCGUCUUACCCUUCGGUAUGGUCGACGAUAUGGGGUGGUGGACCGUUCCCAUGGUCAGCCUGGUCAUCUUCACCUUGUAUGGCAUCGAAGGCAUCGGCUCGCAAUUGGAAGACCCCUUCGGGUACGACCGCAAUGACAUCAAGAUGGAUGCCAUUGUCGGCGACGCUAAGACUGAAAUUGACGUUGUACUGGCUGAAUGGCGCAGACUGAUGGCGUCGCUCGAGUCAGCGACCGAUAAUGGCGAUCAGCAUCUCGGCAACGGUCUGGUUGUGGAGGAGGAGGUUAAGGAGCCGAAAUUCAUGCCGCCUGAUAUGUUCCUCAAGCAUCGUGCGAGACCAUCAGGGCGAUAA